This is a messenger RNA of Phacochoerus africanus (Common warthog), 1587 nucleotides long. Its product is annotated as olfactory receptor 2H1. Gene Ontology annotation, cellular component: membrane. Gene Ontology annotation, molecular function: olfactory receptor activity; G protein-coupled receptor activity. Gene Ontology annotation, biological process: G protein-coupled receptor signaling pathway. The transcript is spliced from 4 exons. NCBI's taxonomy places the organism in Eukaryota, Metazoa, Chordata, Mammalia, Artiodactyla, Suidae. Bases 583 to 1521 code for a protein of 312 amino acids. The record is from RefSeq and is a predicted model, not a curated record.
CCAACACCCACUUCCCAUCAUCAUAAGGGUCAACUCCUUGCCUUGUCUACACCUCAUUACAGGGCUCUCCAGGAACGCACACCACGCCUCUGCCUGGAUCUCAGUGCUUCACUUGACUUAACAGGGCUUCUUGCCCUAAGACAUUCUUUUCAUUCCUUUGCUGCCCAGCGAGAAGGCACCCACCCCACAUCUUCCUGAGACCCAGAGAAUCCAGAGCAGGAGCAAGAGACCAGCUUCUCAUCUGGAAAUUGAAGGCCUAAUACCUGUGCCAGAGACUCAGACAUGAAGUGUGAAGAUCAAGUGGAGGCUCUAACCCACCCAAAAGCUCCCUAUCAUAGGGAUGCUCUGGCAGCGAGGCAAUGAGGAGAUUCUGACUUGACUGCAAUGUGUGACCUGGAGAAAGAGGGGAAAAGAAGGAGCUGCCGGCGAUGACGUCCUGGGAAAGAGGCUGAGGGAGUAAAGGCAAAAGAGAAACACCUACCUGCUGCGACCUGGCAAGUACCCAGUGGGACUUUUCAUAAAACAGUUUGAACACACUCCCCCGACAGCCCUCAUCCCUCUAGGUCUGGACGGGAACAGGCCAUGGUCAACCACAGCUCCCCGGCAGGCUUCCUCCUUCUGGGCUUCUCUGAACACCCAGAGCUCGAGAGACUCCUCUUCGCGGUUGUCUUCGCUUCCUACCUCCUGACUCUAGCUGGCAACACACUCAUCAUCCUGCUGUCCGCACUGGACCCCAGGCUCCACUCCCCGAUGUACUUUUUCCUCUCCAACCUCUCCUUCUUGGACCUCUGUUUCACCACGAGCUGUGUCCCCCAGAUGCUGGUCCACUUGUGGGGCCCACAGAAGACCAUCAGCUUCCUUGGCUGUGCUGUCCAGCUCUUCAUCUUCCUGCUCCUGGGGACCACUGAGUGUGUCCUCCUGACAGUGAUGGCCUUUGACCGCUAUGUGGCUGUCUGCCAACCCCUCCACUAUGCCACCAUCAUGCACCCCCGCCUGUGCCGGCAGCUGGCCGCGGUGGCCUGGGUCAUUGGCCUGGUGGAGUCCAUGGUCCAGACACCACCCACACUCCGCCUGCCCUUCUGCCCCCACCGGCAGAUAGAUGACUUUGUAUGUCAAGUCCCUUCUCUAAUUCAACUCUCCUGUGGGGACACCACCUACAAUGAGAUCCAGAUGGCUGUUGCCAGUGUCUUCAUCUUGGUGGUGCCCCUCAGUCUCAUCCUGGUCUCUUACGGUGCCAUCGCCCGGGCAGUGCUGAGGAUCAGCUCUGCCACAGCAUGGAGGAAGGCCCUGGGGACCUGCUCCUCCCAUCUCGCUGUGGUCACCCUCUUCUACAGCUCAGUCAUUGCCGUCUACCUCCAGCCCAAAAGUCCCUAUGCCCAGAGGAGGGGCAAGUUCUUUGGUCUCUUCUAUGCAGUGGGCACACCUUCGCUUAACCCUCUCAUAUACACCCUGAGGAACAAGGAGGUCAAGAGGGCACUUGGGAGAUUGCUGGGGCAGGACAGGGACUCCAGGGAGAGCUGAGGGAGAGAUGCUUCAAGUGCUUUCUAAUUCGUGAAGAGUUUCUUCAUGAUUUGUGAGAAAAUUGAG